This is a messenger RNA of Nicotiana tabacum (common tobacco), 1791 nucleotides long. Lineage: Eukaryota; Viridiplantae; Streptophyta; Magnoliopsida; Solanales; Solanaceae. The record is from RefSeq and is a predicted model, not a curated record.
AGCAAACAACGGUAUCUUCAAGUAUCGUGCAUGCAUUUUGUUGUGCUCUCUGUUUUUGUUUUUUUGGUUUGCAUGCACACACGCUUCUCUCUCUAAAAAAAAUCAUCUCUUUCUCACUCUAUACAUACAUAGUACUAUAAUGCAAUCUGAAAAAGGAACCGCUGUAUAUGUAAUUUGGUCAUCGAAACUACCACCUAUCACCGCUGCCGACCACCGCCGUUUUCUUGAACUCUGAUUUGACCAUUUUCUUGUGUGCAUAUUCACUUCAAGAUUUCCAUAAUUUCAUGCCCAUGCCACGCAGCCUACUCUAUUUUCUGGGUGCACCAGUAGAUUAGGCAAGGGUUUUAGGGAUUUUUGGAUUUGGAAAUCUUAAAUAUGGGGUCAAUGAUAUGCAUGAAUGAGGUUUGUCGUAAGACGACGUCGUCUGAAUGGAGGAAAGGUUGGAGCUUGAAAUCCGGUGGAUUUGCAAACCUUUGUUACAACUGCGGAUCUGCUUUUGAGAACUUAACCUUCUGUGAAACUUUCCACAUGGGGGAUUCUGGUUGGAGAGAGUGCAAAAAGUGUGGGAAGCAUCUACACUGUGGGUGCAUUGCUUCAAAAUAUUUGUUUGAGUACUUAGAUUUUGGAGGUGUAGGGUGUAUAAGCUGCACAAGGCGUUUUGAUGGUCAUUCCAUGAGACCAAUGCAGGUACCUGCUGAUGAUUUUCGUAAUAACACCUUCGGAACUAAUUUUAUACAGCCACUUCAUGUGGAAAAGGGAGUAGAUGAAACCAACUUCGAGGAAGGAAGGCUUCCAACAGUGAACAAUAUAACGGAGAUUAGUGAGCCUGGUCAACCCUUUCAAAGUCAAAAGGAUGAGAAUAAUGUGUCUCUUGGGAAAACUAAGCAAGAGAAGCUGCUACCUGUUGGUGAUGUUAGCACAUGCUUUUCAAAUCUCAACCAGCAGUCUAUAGCUUCUCUAUUUCGUGAACAAGACAAUAGCAAACCAAACCAAGGGGUAAAAGAAAUGUAUGACACGACCAAUCAGCCAUCGCUAGAUUUCUCUUUGAGUACUCCUGUGGGUUGUUCAAGUCCAGGAUUAUCUUUUCCUGGUGGAGGGGUUGAAGGAAGGGAACAUGAAAAGACUCCUCCCUUUCAACAGGGGCUAAGGAUGCGCCACAUAUUGCUCAAGCCCCCCAAACCUAGUCCCAGUUUUGGUUCUGAUUCGAACAAAGAACUGCCUUCACAGACUCGGAUUGCAAGGCCUCCUGCAGAAGGGCGAGGAGGCCGCAAUCAAUUACUGCCUAGGUACUGGCCUAGGAUUACAGACCAAGAGUUGCGUCAAUUAUCCGGAGACUUGAAGUCCACCAUAGUUCCACUGUUCGAGAAGGUCCUAAGUGCUAGUGAUGCUGGUCGAAUUGGUCGUCUGGUUCUCCCCAAAGCAUGCGCUGAAGCAUACUUUCCUCCUAUCAACCAAUCAGACGGUCUGCCAAUAAGGAUUCAGGAUAUAAAAGGUAAAGAGUGGACAUUUCAGUUCAGAUUUUGGCCAAAUAACAACAGUCGGAUGUAUGUUCUGGAGGGUGUCACCCCUUGCAUACAAAACAUGCAAUUGCAAGCUGGUGAUACUGUGGCAUUCAGUCGAAUUGAUCCUGGAGGAAAGCUUGUUAUGGGCUUUCGGAAGGCAACAAACAGUGUUGAGACACAGGAUCCUCAGUCCUCAUACCUCCCCGAUGGUAGUGGCUCCGCAGAUACUUCAUUUACUGGCUUAACUGAAAACCUUAAUGUGAGUAGCUAGUUUAGCCUUUUAGGUAUU